GCGCUCUUUACAUCGCUACGAUGUCGCAUGCUGCUGUUGUGAACGGCGAUAUGCCCUCAAAAAAGCUGAAAACACAAGAAAUGGGCAAGGUCACGGUUGUAAUUGGGGCUCAGUGGGGAGAUGAAGGAAAAGGGAAGUUAGUUGACUUAUUAGCAACGAAAUCAAAUGCCGUUUGUCGGUGUCAGGGGGGUAAUAAUGCAGGUCACACUGUCGUCGUUGGUGAUAAGAAGUACGACUUCCAUCUUCUUCCCAGUGGUGUGAUCAACAAGGACUGUUUGUCUGUCAUCGGAAAUGGUGUAGUUAUACAUCUGCCUGGGUUAUUUGAGGAAAUAGCCAAGACAGAAGGCAAAGGUAUUACCGAUCUUCGUGAGCGACUUGUGAUCUCCACCCGAGCACAUCUAGUCUUUGACUUCCAUCAACUUGUAGAUGGUGCACAAGAGCAACAUAGGGGAAACAAAUUAAUUGGUACAACCAAGAAGGGAAUUGGUCCGACAUAUUCAUCCAAGGCGAUGAGAAAUGGUAUACGGGUGGCCGAUUUAUUAGGUGAUUUUGAUGCCUUCACAGAAAAGUACCAUGGCCUUGUUAAUUUCUACAAACGAUUGUUUCCCAACCUAACGAUAGACACAGAGGGAGAACUAAAACAGCUGAAAAAUUCCCGAGAACUGUUGAGACCAAUGGCCAAAGACACUGUGAGUUACAUGAACUCGCUUCUCAAGGACACGAAAAAGAAAAUAUUGGUAGAAGGAGCCAAUGCUACAAUGCUGGACAUUGAUUUUGGCACCUACCCAUUUGUGACCUCUUCAAGUUGUAGUGUGGGUGGCGUCUGUACCGGCCUCGGCGUGCCACCCAGUAGUGUAGGUGACGUCUUCGGAGUCGUUAAGGCCUAUACCACUAGGGUAGGCGGUGGUGCUUUUCCUUGCGAAUUGUUAAAUGAUCUCGGUAAUACCCUACAAGAGAAGGGGCACGAGUUUGGCACGACGACGGGUCGCAGACGUCGAUGUGGUUGGUUAGACAUUCCGAUUCUGAGGUACUCCAACAUGGUCAACGGAUACACUGGAAUCUGCCUGACAAAGCUGGACAUCUUGGACGAGUUUGAGGAGGUCAAAAUUGGUGUGGAGUACAAAUUGAAUGGUGCUGUGAUGAAUUAUUAUCCAGAACUGCAGACAGAGUUGGAGGCUGUUGAAGUCGAGUAUGUGACUCUCCCAGGGUGGAAGCAGCCAACGGUGGACGCGAGGACCUUCGAUGAACUUCCAAAGAACGCACAAGAUUAUGUGUUGAAAAUAGAGGAGCUGCUUUCUGUACCAGUGCGAUGGGUUGGUGUUGGACAGUCACGAGAUAGCAUGAUUGAGCGGCCAGCUGCGGUUUAAGUUACCGCGUCAUUGACGAAAUGUCCAGAAACGCUAUCCACACAACUACAUCUUGCUGCACAGUUGAUUUUUACAAGAACUUCAUGGAGCCACUAUGAUUUCUCGACGAAUAGUUGGCAUUCCUGAUGAUACUGUAAACUCUAAACAUCUUAUCACCAACUUGAAAUCAAUAUGGUAAAGGCUUAAUUGGAACCAUCCCCGAUCACGGCCCAAAAAAGAUCACCAAUUGAUGAAAUAAGUGCUACUGUUUAAUGGAUUUAUAUUAUAGUUGAAUGCGAUCAAACGACGUCAUUUCUGGUCGACGUCAUCUCUGAUCGGGGAUUGUAAAUUUAAUGUGCUUUACCACUAGAAAAUUCACUGAUUUGUGGUUGGUAAAUAUCAAGGUUUCAGUUGUGUGAGAUGUCGCUUUCACUGGCCAAGGUGUUGGGAGUUUUUCGGCCUGCAAUUACAGACAUAUCGUACAGCUGCAACUGUUGACUUCAAUUAAACAUAUUUUCGCAAUGUGAAGAAAUUAUCCAUCUGAAUGUGGUUUUAACCUCUGUGAUAUGUGCCUAACCUUAAAGAGUCCUUAGUUUGCCUUUAGAAUCUUUCAAAAUACAGUUUACCUGUGAGACACCAAUAAGAUAAAUCGCUCCUGAGCAAAUUUUUGUGCCAAAAAAGUGCCGCAAGAAAUUAAUCGUGCAUUUUAAAAUCAGCCUUUCAAGGGGCAACAUGUAGUUUCUGGGUCAUAUUGAAUAUCAAUGUGACUAAGGUAAUGAAAAGCCGGGUAGUGCCAAUCUACUUACUUAAGUUUUUGAGAGAAUUCAUGAGUAAUGCCUUGCCAGUCCCCAAACCCUUUUUCUUGUCUGGUCAAUAUCUUUAUCUAUGAAUGAAUUAUGUUUUGACGAUGGUUAAGUUCCUAAGUUAAUAUGUGUUAUUUAAAGAAGAUGAAAUUGAUUUGAAUAAGAUGAAAUGGACUACACGUACAGGGGAGGUCAUCAUAUCAAAGAGAUUACUAUUUUACUAGCUCAGGGUGACAUAUCAUGGUCGUUUUGUAACAAAUUCCUACAUUUUAAUGAUCAUGUUAAUUGCUGUCAAUCAAUGUACAAUACUGUUGACCCAGAAAUGUUUGUGGCUUUUAUUUUCGCAUGAACAAACUGUCGAAAUUUCUAUGUCUGAGAAAAACAAAUCUCAGUUGAAAUUGCUGUUACAGGGUUGUAAAAAUGCUAAAUUAGAGGUAUGUUAAAGUUGCUAUUUCACAAAAGCACGAAAUAGGCGGUCGCAAAUGUUUCCAAGUUUGCAGCGUGUCUGUACCAGUAAGGGUUAACAAAUAUGAAUGAAAACAUUGUUGAUCUUGUGCAUUGAUUGAUAGCCAUUGUGUCGACAAGCCAAGUGUGUGAAUUUAUUUGUAAAUAUAAGAAGAAGAGGAGUACGAGAAGAAAAAAGUAGAUUUAUAAGCAAGUUAAUGAAUUUUUUAAUCGUGCGAAACAUUUCACUGCUAAUUCUUGAUCAAAUUUUGUACAGAAUUAUUAUUUUUAGCCUCAGUAUUGACGAGCUUAUCUGAAGUACAUCCGGUUCAUUUGCAGAACACUGUGAACCGGGACAAGUCUUGAUUUUAGCACGACUCAUUGUGUUUAUUCAUUAAAAGCCUCAACCUCAGUCUGCAUGAUGUUAAGUCCGUGCUACAACUACAAAGCGCUUCUGUGGACAGUCUUCUUUAGUUGUAGCCAGCAGUUGACCCUUUUAUUAACUCUGCAUGGAUUUCUUCUGGGUUUAGAAUUAUAUAUAGAUAAAUACAGCGGGUCUUGUCAAUUGGUUUUGGCUUCUCUAGGGAAGUGACCAAGUACUUUCAAUUGGUUCGGGCUUCUCUAGGGAAGUGACCAAGUACUUUCAAGUGGUUUGGGCUUCUCAAGGGAAGUGACCAAGUACUGACAAUUGGUUUGGGCUUCCCUAGGGAAGUGACCGAGUACUGUCAAUUGGUUUGGGCUUCUCUAGGGAAGUGACCAAGUACCGUCAAUUGGUUUGGGCUUCUCUAGGGAAGUGACCAAGUACCGUCAAUUGGUUUGGGCUUCUCUAGGGAAGUGACCAAGUACCGUCAAUUGGUUUGGGCUUCUCUAGGGAAGUGACUAAGUGCUGUCAAUUGGUUUGGGCUUCUCUAGGGAAGUGACCACUGUAUGUAACAUUGUGUUCUUUGCGGUGGUUUAGGGUUUUGCUGCAUGUGAUUAUGCGUUGUAAACUUUUCACGAUUGCUUUUAAUUUCAUACAAAUUCAUGGCUGUGCAAGUGCAUGUUGUGUUGGCAUGCAGGGACUACUCAAGUCAGAUGUCUCUUGUUAUCCAGCAAGCUGCCUCAUAUCUCUUUUAAGGACACUUCAUGCAUUGGCAGUUGGAAUUGAAUUACUAGUAUUUGACCCCAUCCUUCAACACUUGUGCGCAUGUAUAUAAUUCUGAUAAUCUGGUUUUCUUUCUGUAGCAUUAUAAUAUUAGGGGUGUUUUGAUUUGAAUAUUAUGAAUAUGUUAUGCUAAUGAUUCCACUCCUAUUCUGGGGUGGAGUAAAAAUAUAAAAUCCUUGUCUCAACUGACAUGGUCGUUUUUAUCAAUGUGAUCCAGUGAGGUUGUAGUUGGUUCAGUUUAUUAUAAGAACUGGUCUUGUGCAUGUGAGCUUUGCAUAGACAUACGAAAUGUCUGAAGUUUGGUGUUAGUUACAUAAUGGAUGCUGGAAGGUCAUAUAAAGAUGAUUCUUAUAUCUAUCGACAUCCCUCGAAUGUGAAAAAGUUGGUGGGGAAGAAAGUCUUAUGUUUUAUAACUUUUAAAUUGAGGUAGUGGUCUAGUUUUCCAGCCAUUGACAUGACACAUGGCUCGAUAAUUUAUCAAGCCGAACCAAGAGUUUGUUUUGUUGGACGUCUCCUUCAACAUGUUCAAGACCAAUAUGACUGGAAUGCUAAUUAAUUUGGCACAGCCAGGAGAAAAUGACGUAUUAUUUCCCCCUGGCAAAACCUAACACUUUGCAAGGAAGUGUUCUAGCUGUAAUAUUUUAUCACUCAAUAAACUAUCUGAAUACACAAA
Messenger RNA from Lineus longissimus, 4410 nucleotides. Its product is annotated as adenylosuccinate synthetase-like. The transcript is spliced from 13 exons. Gene Ontology annotation, molecular function: GTP binding; adenylosuccinate synthase activity. Gene Ontology annotation, biological process: 'de novo' AMP biosynthetic process; IMP metabolic process. Gene Ontology annotation, cellular component: cytoplasm. Lineage: Eukaryota; Metazoa; Nemertea; Pilidiophora; Heteronemertea; Lineidae. The record is from RefSeq and is a predicted model, not a curated record. Bases 21 to 1367 code for a protein of 448 amino acids.